This is a messenger RNA of Cinara cedri, 459 nucleotides long. The record is from the annotation of a GenBank genome assembly. Lineage: Eukaryota; Metazoa; Arthropoda; Insecta; Hemiptera; Aphididae.
AUGUUUUUUGUUGAUCUGGAACCAGCUAAAAAAAACAAAGAUAUAUUUAGUUUAACGUCCCUACUUCAUACUAAAAUAAAAGUGGAAGAACCCCAUACACGUAAAGAUAUAAUGCAAUGCCACAACUGUCAGGAAUACGGCCACUCGAAAAAAUACUGUGCACUCUCCCCAAGAUGUGUCCGUUAUGGAAAAAACCAUCCAUCCUCAGCGUGUACAAAAUCUAAUGAAACCCCUGCUAAUUGCGCACUCUGCAACGAAAACCAUCCGGCUAACUACAAAGGUUGCAAAACAUACAAGGAGCUUCAAAAUCACCGGAAUUUCUCCACCAAUCGAAAUAACGGUAACAAAACAAACAAUGUUAGCUCUAAAUUUAAUAACUGUGAAAGUUCCCAGCGGCCAACACAAACCACCAACACAACCUCAGUCCCGUCAUAUGCUCAGGCAACUUCUGAUCAAUAG